GAGCACCGACAAGAGAGAAUAUAACGAGAGCGGCGAUUUAAAGAGUCUUUCCCAAACCUUACAGAAGGAUUUCCUCAUCUCAAGUUUACAUUUGUUUGGAUCUUCCUGCUUGGUUUUUUGGGGAACGAUGAUGUUUACCUCUUUCAACACGGAGUGCGAUUCCUCCCGCUGCAGCACCGCUUCCCCGUCCGGGGACAAUGUGGGAUACUUUCCGUCACCAGCCGGAUCUUACUCCAGCAUGGGAUCCCCCCAGUCUCAGGAUUUCACUGACCUGACAGCAUCAAGUGCCUCCUUCAUCCCCACUGUCACAGCCAUUUCAACAAGCCCGGAUCUGCAGUGGAUGGUCCAGCCUUUGAUCUCCUCAGUGGCCCCCUCUCACAGACCUCACCCCUACAGCCCCAGCCCAGCAUACACCAGACCAGGCAUGAGGUCUGCAUCCAAGGCUCAUAACUCUGCCAAGAGGGGCAGAGCAGAACAGUGUUCACCUGAGGAGGAAGAGAAGAAGAGAGUUCGCAGAGAGAGGAACAAGCAGGCAGCAGCCAAAUGCCGCAACAGGAGGAGAGAGCUUACAGACAGUCUGCAAGCUGAAACUGAUCAGCUGGAGGAUGAGAAGUCCAAUCUGCAGAAUGAUAUUGCUAAUCUGUUGAAGGAGAAGGAAAGGCUUGAGUUCAUUCUGGCUGCCCAUCAGCCCAUCUGCAAAAUCCCCUCAGAGCUGGACAGUGACUUCUCUGUGGUCUCCCUUUCUCCCGCCCACCCCUGCCUGUCCACCGCCGUGUCCUCCCAGUCAGAGACCACCAUCCCUAAGGCAACCGCUAUCGCUUCCAGCCAGCCAACCUACACCUCAACCUCCAAUUCCCUCUUCUCCACUACAAGCUCCGUCCUCUCCACCGCCACCAUCUCCAGCAGCGCCGUCAAGAUGGCAGACCUGGAGUCCUCUGUCCUGGAGGAGUCUCUGGACCUGCUGGCAAAGACGGAGAUGGAGUCAGCGCGGUCAGUCCCAGAGGUCGACCUGUCCAACUCCCUGUACACAACUCAGGACUGGGAGCCCCUUCAUGCCACAGCCAAUAACGGUGACUUUGAGCCCCUGUGCACGCCCGUGGUGACCUGCACACCAGCCUGCACCACCUACACGUCUUCGUUUGUGUUUACCUUCCCAGAGGCUGAGACCUUCCCCACCUGUGGCAUCGCCCACAGGAGAGGAAGCAACAGCAACGACCAGUCCUCCGACUCCCUCAGCUCCCCUACCCUGCUGGCCCUUUAAAGACUCUUCCACAAAAACAAUAAUACUUCCUAUCAAGCACAUUUUCUUGGUGUAUGAGAUAGAUGUGCAGAUCACAGGGCUAUGGAAUGGACUUAAACCAGGAAGCAAAUUAUUUAUGAUUUUAUUCGCCUUUAUCUUAUACUUGCCUAUAACACCGAUGUAGCAGGUUACAAAAAGCAUGUUUCAACUAAUACCACCUAGUCGUAUUAUGAGUUCAUAUAUGAUUUUAUGGUGCUAGAUAACAAAAAACUUUGUUGUAGUGUUGAUGUGUGUUCAGAGCAAUAGUUAUUAUUGAUUCAGUUUGUUUUCUGGUUGAUGGAAUGUGAGAGUAAUUGUGAAACGUUUGUGGAAAAAAAAAAAAAAAAACUUAAAAACUGACGUGCUUUGUCUUAACCAUGAUGGUCUGAGUGGUCUAUCUUAGUAUGAAGUUUUCUGUGAAAACAUACGUGGUUUUAAUUUAUGAAAUUUAUUUUUUUACACAGAGAGUAAAAAAAGAUGAAUGUUGUUUGUAAAAUAUGUAAAUAAAAGAUAGUGAUAUUUAAAUUCAA
This is a messenger RNA of Epinephelus lanceolatus (giant grouper), 1809 nucleotides long. RefSeq names its product v-fos FBJ murine osteosarcoma viral oncogene homolog Ab (gene fosab). Gene Ontology annotation, cellular component: nucleus. NCBI's taxonomy places the organism in Eukaryota, Metazoa, Chordata, Actinopteri, Perciformes, Serranidae. Gene Ontology annotation, molecular function: RNA polymerase II cis-regulatory region sequence-specific DNA binding; DNA-binding transcription factor activity, RNA polymerase II-specific. Gene Ontology annotation, biological process: regulation of transcription by RNA polymerase II. The record is from RefSeq and is a predicted model, not a curated record.